Molecule: messenger RNA, 3794 nt
Organism: Capsicum annuum
Lineage: Eukaryota; Viridiplantae; Streptophyta; Magnoliopsida; Solanales; Solanaceae
Product: isoamylase 2, chloroplastic
Exons: 2
Coding region: 1005-3593 (862 amino acids)
Biological process (GO): starch biosynthetic process
Molecular function (GO): isoamylase activity
Source: RefSeq, a predicted model, not a curated record
CGGCCCAUUGCAUAACAUUCCAUGUUAAAAAAAUAAAAAAUUAAAAAAUAUACAUGGAUGGAUCUAGAAUAGGAAACAUUUUGUUUAUUUGUUUUUCUUUGUCUGAACACUAUCCAAUUACCUGCAUCUUUAUUUUUUUUCAAUGUCGAUUAAAAAAUGGCAGAUUCUUGUUCCUAUUAAUUUCCUUUCCAUUUUUAAAGUAAAAUUUUCUUCUUCUUUAAUUAUAUAGAGUUUGCAUCCUCUUCCAAUUUUUUUUAUUUGGUGAUUUAACUUCAUUUUAUGGAUUUAAUUUUUAACAUUCUUAUUCAGAUCUGCUGAUUGUAUCAAAAUCUCAUUACUGUCUUCAUUCAAAACUCGGUAAUAUUUUAAUUUUGAAGGUAAAAAACUAAGCUCAAAUAUGUUUUUUCAUUAUGAAAUCGAAAUGGGUCCCUGUAAUUUGUUAUUUUUGCUAUAUUUACAAUUUUUCGUUCUCUGAUUUGAACAUGCAAAUGAGAUCUGAGCUUGAUGAUAAGCUGGGACGACAUGGUUAAGUUACCAAAAUUUGGUGGGCAUGUGUUAUACUUUUCUAUUGAUGUAAGGAUGAAUCUAUGGUAGAUAUUAUGUAUUUUAUGUCCAAAUUGGUCUAAUCUGCUAUAAAACUGGGGUUUGAUUUGUUGGUAUUUUGUGACUUUUAGUGUCUUGAUUAGAUUGUUAAGCAUCCAUAUGUUGAUUUAUUUUUGCAUGUGGUAGUGUGUCCACUGAAAAUAGUGGAAUUGAUCUGCAAAACUUUCUAGAAUUGUGUUGUUAAUCUCGAACAAAACAGUAGUAUUAUAUUUUAUAUUUUUAUAUCAAUUAUACUCUGAUUUUGUAAAUGGUUUUGAAUCACAAUUCAUCGCAUCAUUUAUAGUGCUGUUAUAAUCAGAGUUUUGCAAUGAACCUCGAGAUUUAUUAAGGACUUGAUUAAGAAUAUGUGAUCCACCAAGCUCUAUAUCUGGACGAUCCUAACAUCUUGUGCUGCAUUUCAAAUGGCAACUUCACCAAUACAGUUGGCUGUGCAUUCACGUUUGUUGAGCUAUGGCAGUAGUGAAUCAACCAAGCUGGUUCCUGCACCCCCAGGUAACCGUGGAAAAAUAGUAUGCAGUGUAAAGAAGCGGGAAUUGGAAGAGAUGAAUUUCUCUGGCAUAGGUCGAAAAAAUGAUCAACAAGUUUCUGGGAGGUUUCAUCAACUAAAAGCACUAUCAGCAUCAGGAAUUUCACUUGUUCCAACUGUAAAAAGGGUUCCCACUUACCUUUUCAGGACAGACAUUGGUGGUCAAGUAAAAGUCUAUGUGGAAAAGACAAAUGGAAAGUACAAAGUGCUUGUAGAAGUUUUGCCAGUGGAGCUCUCAGAUGCACAUGCUGAGCUGGUUAUAGUUUGCGGCGUAUUUAGAUCUGACGCGUCAUGCUUUAUGCCUCUAGAUCUAAACAGAUGUGGAGCAGAUGGAAAAAGCAGUACUAUUGAAACACCAUUUGUGCAAGGACCUUCAGGCAAGGUUACAGUUGAGCUGGAUUUUGAAGCAAGUUUAGCCCCCUGCUAUAUCUCCUUCUAUAUAAAGUCACAACUAGUUACUGACAUGGAAAGCUCAGAAAUCAGAAGCCACAGGAACACGAAUUUUGUUGUGCCAGUUGGUUUCAGUUCAGGGCAUCCUUCUCCAUUGGGUCUUUCCUUUCUGCCAGAUGGAUCCUUGAAUUUUGCUCUCUUCUCACACAGUGCAAAAAGUGUAGUUUUGUGCUUGUAUGAUGACACAUCUGCUGAAAAGCCUACCUUAGAGAUUGAUCUAGAUCCUUAUGUUAAUCGAUCAGGUGAUAUUUGGCAUGCUGCUCUAGAUUGUUCUUUGUUAUUUAAGACUUAUGGUUAUAGAUGCAAGGCGGCUACUUCUGGGAAGAGAGGAGAGCUGGUUCUUUUGGACCCAUAUGCUAAGGUUAUAAGGAGUGUUAUUUCUCGUCAGGGUGGGUCUGAGAAAUGUCCAAAAUAUCUUGGAGAACUAUGUCAGGAACCUGGCUAUGAUUGGAGCGGUGAUGUCCGUCCUAGCUUACCUAUGGAGAAACUGAUAAUUUAUCGCUUAAAUGUGACUCAAUUUACAAAGGACAAGUCCAGUAAGCUACCCGAUGACCUUGCUGGAACGUUCUCUGGUAUUAGCAAAAAAUGGCACCAUUUCAAAGAUCUUGGUGUGAAUGCAAUGUUACUUCAGCCAAUUUUCCCUUUCGAGGAGCAGAAAGGACCCUAUUAUCCGUGUCAUUUCUUUUCACCUGGAAAUAUGUAUGGACGUUCUGGCGACGCUCUUUCUGUCAUUAAAUCUGUAAAAGAUAUGGUUAAGAAACUACAUGCUAACGGGAUAGAGGUUUUUCUUGAAGUUGUUUUCACUCACACAGCACAGGAUGCUCCUUUGAUGCAUGUUGAUAACACUUCAUAUUGCGUAAAAGGUGGUGAUCUGAAUAUUCAAAAUGCAUUGAAUUGCAACUACCCCGUAGUCCAACAAAUGAUUUUGGACUGUCUCCGCCACUGGGUAAUUGAGUUUCGUAUUGAUGGUUUUGUUUUUAUAAAUGCUUCUUCCUUGUUGAGAGGGUUCCAUGGAGAGAUUCUAUCUCGUCCUCCAUUAGUCGAAGCUAUUGCCUUUGAUCCUAUACUUUCAAAUGUCAAGAUAAUUGCGGAUAAUUGGAAUCCAGUAGCUAAUGAUUCAAAGGAAAAUUUAUUCCCUCACUGGAGGAGAUGGGCAGAGAUAAAUCUGAGAUUUUGUGCUGACAUUCGAGACUUCUUGAGAGGUGAGGGUCUUCUAAGCAAUCUAGCAACACGACUUUGCGGAAGUGGGGAUAUCUUCUCAGGUGGACGGGGCCCUGCAUUCUCUUUUAAUUAUAUUUCCAGAAAUUUUGGGCUUACUCUUGUUGACCUGGUUAGCUUCAGUAGUAGUGAAGUGGCUUCAGAGUUAAGCUGGAACUGUGGAGAAGAAGGCGCUACAACUAAUACUAUUGUCCUAGAGAGACGACUUAAACAAGUUCGUAAUUUUUUGUUCAUAUUGUUCAUUUCUCUAGGUGUGCCAGUACUGAACAUGGGAGAUGAGUGUGGUCAGUCUUCAGGAGGUUCCCCUGCAUAUGAGGCUCGAAAAUCUUUUGAUUGGAAUACUUUAAAAACUGGUUUUGGGAUUCAAACUACCCAGUUUAUUGCAUUCUUGAGUAAUUUAAGAAUGAGAAGAAGUGAUCUUCUUCAAAAGAGUACCUUCUUGAAGGAAGAAAACAUCCGGUGGCAUGGGAUUGACCAGUCUCCUCCAAAAUGGGAUGACCCUUCCAGCAAAUUCUUGGCUAUGACUCUGAAGGCCGAUGCUGAAGUCAGCCAGACGCCAGUAUCUGAUAUUGGAGGUGACCUGUUUGUUGCCUUCAAUAGUGCAGGCGAUUCAGAGUGUGUUAUCCUUCCACCACCUCCAACGGAUAUGGUAUGGCAUCGUCUCGUUGACACAGCCCUCCCUUUCCCCGGGUUUUUUGAUGAGAAGGGGACCCCAGUUGAAGAUGAAUUAGUUGCAUAUGAGAUGAAGUCUCACAGCUGUUUACUGUUUGAAGCACAGCGACUAGCUGAAACUUAAUUUCCUUUACACUUUAAUUUCCUUUACACUGGCCUGUUGCCUUUUCAACUCGAGUCGUGCAUCAUCAGGCCUCUUACUCCUUCACAAUAGAUUUUAGCAAGGCAACAGAGCAUCGUAGACUUUCUUCUAAGAGAAUAGUUUGUAAGCCCAUAUAUAUAUAUAUAUAUAUAUAUUUAAAUAUAAGAGGCGUUUUCUUCUGAA